Messenger RNA from Capsicum annuum, 508 nucleotides. Its product is annotated as riboflavin synthase-like. The transcript has a single exon. Gene Ontology annotation, molecular function: riboflavin synthase activity. The record is from RefSeq and is a predicted model, not a curated record. NCBI's taxonomy places the organism in Eukaryota, Viridiplantae, Streptophyta, Magnoliopsida, Solanales, Solanaceae. The annotation marks the transcript as partial. Gene Ontology annotation, biological process: riboflavin biosynthetic process.
AGCAGUAGAAUGGGAGGUCAUUUCGUGCAGGGACAUGUUGAUGGGAUGGGCGAGAUUGUUGAGUUUAAACCUGAAGGGGAUUCUUUGUGGGUGAAGGUGAAGACUGUGAAGGAGAUUUUGAGGUAUAUUGUGCCUAAAGGAUAUAUUGCUGUGGAUGGAACUAGUUUGACUGUUGUCGACGUGUUUGAUGAAGAGGACUGUUUUAACUUCAUGUUGGUGGCGUAUACGCAGCAGAAGGUGGUGAUUCCGAUGAAGAAAGUGGGACAGAAGGUUAAUCUCGAAGUGGAUAUAUUGGGAAAGUAUGUGGAGAGGCUUCUUAGUACUGGCUUUGUUGAUGCCAUCAAAUCUUCUUGAAAAAGGUUGUUCCAUUGUGCUUCAUUUUGACUUUGUAACUUGAUUUAGCAAAAAAUUGUAUCUUGAAUUUGGCGAUGUUUCUUUUGCAAUUCUCUCAAAGGUGUAUUUCGGGAUUGUGUUUCAAUGAAAUAAAAUAAACAAUAUCACUUUGAUU